GACUACAUCCAGGAGCAGUGGAUUGAGAGCACCAUCUUCACCCCAAAAGAUUGGAGUGUCUUCAAGCAGCCGAUCCGGACAAACAACGACAUAGAGGGGUGGCACAACGCUCUGAACCGCCGAGCCGGUGGCCAAUGCAGAUUACAGUUUUACCUCUUAAUCGAACUUCUUCAUCGAGAAGCCCGCUUAACGUCAAUAACAAUCAAGCUUGUUUCAGACAAGAAGUUGAAAAGAAUACAGACAAGGAAGUACAGGCAACUCCAACAGAAACUAUUCGACGCCUGGGAGCAGUACCAGACAGGCAAUAAGAGUGCUUCACAAUUACUCCGCUGCUGUUCCCACUUGAAUGGACCUGCUCGUUGCCAGUAA
Molecule: messenger RNA, 369 nt
Organism: Porites lobata
Lineage: Eukaryota; Metazoa; Cnidaria; Anthozoa; Scleractinia; Poritidae
Source: the annotation of a GenBank genome assembly